Molecule: messenger RNA, 2310 nt
Organism: Penicillium antarcticum
Lineage: Eukaryota; Fungi; Ascomycota; Eurotiomycetes; Eurotiales; Aspergillaceae
Product: putative G-patch domain protein (TFIP11)
Exons: 1
Coding region: 1-2310 (769 amino acids)
Biological process (GO): spliceosomal complex disassembly
Cellular component (GO): U2-type post-mRNA release spliceosomal complex
Molecular function (GO): nucleic acid binding
Source: RefSeq, a predicted model, not a curated record
AUGGAGUCGCCUUCACACGUCGGCCAAAAGCGCAAAGUCGCCGACGCCGACAUGAGCUCCGAAGAUGAUGCGCCCCCCACCAACGGCUUCAAAGGAUUCGCCAGAGCUGCCUCUCGAUCCGAGUCACCUCCAUCAACAGGCGGAUUAGGCAGUGGCAACCGCAACACACGCAACAACAUGGCCAACGUACGAGGCGGCGCGUCGCGGGGAGGGAGAGGAGGCAUGGGAGGAGGUGGAAGCUCUUUUGCUGCGCGCAUGAUGGCAAAGAUGGGUUACAAGGAGGGACAAGGUCUUGGAACUACUGGCCAGGGUAUUGUCAACCCGAUCGAAGUACAAGCGCGUCCGCAAGGUGCAGGUUUGGGUGCCGUCAGCGAGAAGUCGAAAAAGACCCGCGAAGAAGAGCGACGAGCAGCUGCUCAGAAGGGCGAGAUUCUUGAAGAUAGUUCCGAAGAUGAACGCCAACGACGACGAAAGAAGAAGGAAGAGCGCAAGACACAGAGCCGGAGUGGCACAGGCACACCGAUCCAGCGGGCCAAGCCUAAGUUCCGGACAGCGCGCGAGAUAGAGGAUGACAUGGAGGGACUCGAGGUGCCCAAUGUUCUCAAAUCGCUCGUCGAUGCUACCGGCAAGGAACAGCGUGUUAUCACUUCCACCGCUGGCUUGAUGUCAAGACAAGAAUUCGUCAGCCAAGAGGAAGGAGAAGCAUUGAAGAUUGCCCGAAGAGCUCGAAACGAUCUGGAAGCUUUUGCCGACGAAUGGAAGGGGCUGACAGAGAGGAAGAAAUUCAUUGAACUGGAAGAAGCUCAGGUCGUGGAUGAACUAGAUGCAUAUCAAUCUCGGGUCGACCAUCUUACGGGUUUGAUCGCUGCAGUGGAAGAGCUAGACCUUUUCGAACACGAAGAAAGCGUUGCAUCCAAAUUUAAUGAGAUGACCGACAAACUUGAAGCCAUGGAAUUCAAAUACCGAGAUGCAAUUGAUGAGCACCGUCUGCCAGAGACCGCAGUCGCAGCCCUACAUCCGCUAUUCCGCCAGGCGAUGGAGGAGUGGGAGCCUCUUGAAGAUCCUACUUUCCUUGUAUCCAAUCUCACCCGGCUUCAGCCUCUUUUAUCUCGCCAGGCGAACAACGAAGAGCCACGAAAACGGUCAUCCACGUCCCCUUACGAAACAAUGAUCUAUACUCUCUGGCUCCCACGAGUGCGCUCAGCACUUUUGAAUGAUUGGGAUGUCUACGAUCCAUCCAAGGCAACCGCGCUGGUCGUGGCCUGGAAAUCGAUUGUGCCUCCAUUCGUCUUUGCAAAUGUCCUUGACCAACUGGUCGUUCCGAAGCUGGGUGUAGCCCUCAAAAACUGGAAACCCCGGAGUAGCCGACGACAUGGCGCUUCCCAGCAAGACGGCAAGUUUCCUUGGUGGCUGUUCACGUGGCUGCAGCACUUGGGUGACAGACACACGAACCCCAAACAGCCCACGGGUCUCAUGUCUGACGCAAAGAGAAAGUUCCGCGUGGUACUGGACACAUGGAGUCUGCGUAAGGGACUAGUUGACAGCAUUGAGAUCUGGCGGGAUGCGCUCGGGUCUGAAUUCGACGUAUGCCUCCGCAACCACCUGCUACCACGUCUUGCUCGUCAUCUUCGCGAAGACUUUACCGUGAACCCGCAAGACCAGGAACUCACAGUCCUCGAAGAUGUACUACGCUGGAAGCCGUUCUUCCAACCGAAUGUGAUGGGACUGCUUCUUGUCUCCGACUUCUUUCCGAAGUGGCACGAAAUUCUCUACAUCUGGCUCACCAACGACCCGAACUACGAGGAAGUCGGUGCCUGGUUCUCCUGGUGGCGCACCCAAAUUCCAGCAGAAGUCAACGAACUCACCAUCGUCGACGAAGAAUGGAAGAAGGGUCUCCAAACCAUGGAUCUUGCUUCCCAGCUGGGAGACCGCGCCAGUGCAGAACUCCCCCGUCCUACCAGUACACAGACCAAGCUUCCAACUCGGGAAGACAAGGUGGCCGAAGCCGCCGCUGCAGCCGCUGCAGCUACUGCUGAACCUCGCAAGGCACCUGUUGUGGAGGAGGUCGCUUUCAAGGAUAUUCUUGAGAACUGGUGUUUGGAGCAAGGACUUAUCAUGCUGCCUUUGCGUGAGGCCCACCCGCAGAAUGGCCAGCCGCUGUUCCGUAUCACGGCCAGCGCGACAGGAAAGGGUGGAGUUGUGGCCUUUGUACAGGGUGAUGUGGUUUGGGUGCAGAAUAAGAAAGCCAAGGAGAUCUGGGAGCCGAUGGGGCUGGAGGAUCAGUUGGUAGAUCGUGCGGAGGGCAAAUAG